This is a messenger RNA of Xenopus tropicalis (tropical clawed frog), 1169 nucleotides long. It is a transcript of the gene mettl23, whose product is annotated as methyltransferase 23, arginine. The record is from RefSeq and is a predicted model, not a curated record. The coding region runs from base 243 to 947 and encodes 234 amino acids. The transcript is spliced from 5 exons. Lineage: Eukaryota; Metazoa; Chordata; Amphibia; Anura; Pipidae.
CUUGUUAUAAGCGGCAGUAGUUAUAGAGUUUUGUGUUUACAGCAUUGUAUGAAAUAUCGAAAAUAGUUUUGCAAAAGUACUAAGCAAAAUGCGUCGGAUAUAAAAAAUAAGCAUCGGCCGACUGCACUAAGAUGGACGCUAAUGGAGGCCGCGCAGUGCGUUAUGCGUCACCACUCCGCGACGCCGCUGCCCCCACGUGUUACUGCGCAGUGAGAGGUCCCUUUGGCGCAUAAUUUGCGGAAAUGGGGGAAGAAAGCGAAGCGCGGAUCGGGGAGAGGGUCUAUACGUUCCUACGGGGAGAGGGGGAAGAAGGACGGGAGAUGUGUGUGACCAUCCCUGAGGUGCUGGACUGUCAGUACGGCAUGUAUGUGUGGCCCUGUGCCGUCGUGCUGGCGCAGUAUCUCUGGUGUCACCGGAAGGAUCUGCCAAACAAAAGGGUGUUGGAGGUUGGCGCGGGUGUGAGCCUCCCUGGCGUUCUGGCUGCCAAAUGCGGUGCCAAAGUGAUUCUCUCCGACUCGGCGGAGCUGCCACAAUGCCUGGAAAACUGCCGGCGAAGCUGUAACUGGAAUAACAUCACCGGAGUUCCUGUCGUCGGUCUGACCUGGGGCGAAAUCUCUCCCGAGCUUCUCGAUCUGCCGCCCAUUGACAUUAUCUUGGGGUCAGAUGUCUUCUAUGAACCCAAAGACUUUGAAGACAUCCUGUUAACCGUGCGCUUUCUGAUGGAGAGGACACCCCGGGCUGAGUUCUGGACCACUUACCAAGUCAGAAGUGCUGAUUGGUCGAUUGAAGCGCUGCUGUGCAAAUGGAAUCUGAAAUGCACCGGGGUUCCGCUUAAAACGUUUGGUGCUGACAGAGAGUGCCUGGCCGGUUCAGAGCUUCCCGGAAGGCACACGGUGCAGAUGAUGAUUAUAACGUUGGAUAGGGAGGCUGCUGGCUGCACUGCAUGAGCGGGGAGACCCCUGGGAGGAGCCACCGCUCAUUUAUUUAUGAGCAACAACAGAAGCCUCUUCUCUACAUUCUGCAUCUCACUGAUGGAUCAAGCAAGGGGGGAGAAACAAUGGCAGGAGAGUAAGUUUCACCACUUAGAUAUUGUCUACUUUCUACAUUUAUGCUGGUCAUAAAUAUAUACUGUUACCCUGGCAACCAAGCAAUUCCUUGUCUAAUUCUAG